AUGGUUGGUACACGAAAUAGCUAUAAGCGAACAAGGCUGUCAGGCCGGCCAUCCACUUCCACUGCUGGAUCUGCCCCGAACUGUGCAUCGGAGCUUCACAUUGAUGCUGACCAAAUGACAGCCAUCAGUGAAGUACCAGCAAAGAGACAAAGAACUGAUUCCCGAUCUGUGGAUGUGGCCGAAGGUCAAUGUUUAGAACCUUUAGAUAACCCUAAUGUUCAAGGAGAAGGCGGAUCCGACGAGCUGGAAGCUGCAAUGGCAGAAUACAUCGAGUCCGGAGCUGCGCUGGGAAGUGGUGUUGAACAAACAGAUCAAGCUGCGCUCGAGUUAUCCAAGGAAUAUUUCGACAUGGAUGCCGAAGUUCCAGAUCAAUACAAACUACGGGUUCCUAGGUUGAUCUACAAGUUUCCGCAGUGGCUCCAGUCCUACGCUGUAGUUGGCGCAACUAUGCAAGUCCUGGAAACUCUAAAUCUCAAUGAAGGCUAUUUAGAGUUGUAUGCUGUCUGCGCUUACCUUGUUGCCCGCCUCGGUUUUAUUGUUACCGUACACGAUGGCGCUACGCAGGAAGAUUUUAUUAGAUCGAUGAGCUUUGCUUUGGCCGAAACCGGGAUGCUCGAGCGAGACACAGAAAAUCCGGAUGAAUUUGAUUCCACAAACAGAGAAAUUUUCGAGCUACUCUCAAAAGCUUCAGCUGCUGGUUAUCGUGAUCCAGAAAAUUCUGGUGAAAUUCAAAGUUCCAUCGGUCCACGGGGCAAUCGGAAAAGCCGAAUCUGA
Molecule: messenger RNA, 774 nt
Organism: Echinostoma caproni
Lineage: Eukaryota; Metazoa; Platyhelminthes; Trematoda; Plagiorchiida; Echinostomatidae
Source: the annotation of a GenBank genome assembly